Molecule: messenger RNA, 1840 nt
Organism: Ochotona princeps (American pika)
Lineage: Eukaryota; Metazoa; Chordata; Mammalia; Lagomorpha; Ochotonidae
Gene: F12
Product: coagulation factor XII
Exons: 12
Coding region: 4-1767 (587 amino acids)
Biological process (GO): blood coagulation; zymogen activation
Cellular component (GO): extracellular region; rough endoplasmic reticulum
Molecular function (GO): serine-type endopeptidase activity; calcium ion binding
Source: RefSeq, a predicted model, not a curated record
UACAUGCCUGGACACCUGCCAGGUCCUCAGAAAGUGUGUCUUCCUGCAGUUCUCACUGUCACCGGGGAGCCCUGCCACUUCCCCUUCCAGUACCGCAGACAGCUAUACUAUACCUGCAUCCACCAUGCCCGGCCCGGCCCCCGGCCCUGGUGUGCCACCACACCCAACUUCGAUCAGGACCAGCAGUGGGCGUACUGCCAGGAGCGCCAGAAAGUGCAAGAUCACUGUGGCAAACACAGUCCCUGUCACAGAGGAGCGACGUGUGUGAACACACCCCGGGGUCCACACUGCUUCUGCCCACAGCACCUCACAGGGAAGCACUGCGAGCGAGAGAAGUGUUUUGAGCCUCAGCUCCUCCGGACCUUCCAUGAGAACGACGUUUGGCAUAGGUUUGAGGCGGGAGGUGUGGCCAGGUGCCGUUGCAAAGGUCCUGAUGCGCACUGCAAGCUAUUGGCCAGCCAGGUGUGCCCCACCAACCCGUGCCUGAACCAGGGCCGCUGCCUAAUGGCGGAGGGACAUCGCCUGUGUCAGUGCCCCCCACCCUACAAAGGGCCCUUCUGCGACUUGGACACGGAAGCCAGCUGCUACCAAGGCAGAGGGCUCAACUACCGGGGCAUGGCCAAGACUACCGUCUCGGGAGCCUCGUGUCAGUCGUGGGACUCGGAGGCCACCUACCGGAACAUGACGGCCGAGCAAGCGCUGCGUCUGGGACUGGGCCACCACGCCUUCUGCCGGAACCCCGACAAUGACCUCCGGCCGUGGUGCUUCGUGUUAAGCGGCGAUCGGCUGAGCUGGGAGUACUGCGCCCUGGAGCCAUGCCAGACUCCAGCCCAGACCGCGCCUCCGGUCCGGGUGCUCCCGGAGCGGCAGGACUCACCCUUGCCUCGGCCCUCGGCACAGCAGAAACCUCAGCCCACCACCCUGACGCCGCUGCCUCCUCCGGCCGAGACCUCAGCCUUGCCCGACGUGUCCCAGGGGCAGACGCCCCCGUUCCAGUGCGGACAGCGGCUCCGCAAGCAGCUGAGCAGGAUUGUCGGUGGCCUGGUGGCUCUGCCCGGGGCACACCCCUACAUGGCCGCGCUGUACUGGGGCCACAGUUUCUGUGCCGGCAGCCUCAUCGCCCCGUGCUGGGUGCUGACGGCGGCCCACUGCCUCCAGAACAGACCGGCGCCAGAAGAGCUGACGGUGGUGCUAGGCCAGGAACUCCAUAACCAAAGCUGCGCGCGGUGCCAGACGCUGACUGUGCGCUCCUAUCACCUGCACGAGGAUUUCUCACCCAUCAGCUACCAGCAUGACUUAGCUCUUCUGCGCCUGCAGGAGAGUGCGACCGGCAGCUGCGCGCUCCUGUCCACUUACGUGCAGCCCGUGUGCCUGCCCAGCGGCAUCGCCCAGACUGCGGAAUCAGAGGGCGCGCUCUGCGAGGUGGCUGGCUGGGGCCACCAGUAUGAGGGGGCCGAGGAGUACUCCAGCUUCCUGCAGGAGGCACAGGUGCCCCUGGUCUCCUCCGAGCGCUGCUCCGCCCCCGACGUGCACGGAGCCGCCAUCCUCCCCGGAAUGUUGUGCGCCGGCUUCCUCGAGGGCGGCACGGACGCGUGCCAGGGUGACUCCGGGGGUCCUCUCGUGUGUGAGGAAGGGGACGAGAAGCCGAAGCUCACCCUGCGAGGCAUCAUCAGCUGGGGCUCGGGCUGUGGCGACCGCUACAAGCCUGGCGUCUACACGGAUGUGGCCAACUACCUGGCUUGGAUCCGGGAACACACUGCUACCUGACGGCUCAUGGACAGGAGAGUGGUCAGCGACGAUGGCAGCGGUGCAGGAACUCAAUAAAGCGCUUUGAACCUGC